CCUCUCCACUCCUUCGAAAGCUCCACAAUCGAAGAUGGGUCUCUACAUCCGGAACGCCCAUGUCGAGAACCUCUCCAAGUAUCGUUACAGCGGUCUCGACAAAUCCCUUCUCUCACAAUAUGUCCUACGACCCUACUGGCGCCGUCUCGUCGAGCUCUUCCCCACCACCGUCGCUCCCAACGUGAUCACCUUGACCGGCUUCGCAUUCGUCAUCAUCAACUUCAUAACGCUCCUCUACUACACCCCCGACCUCCAAACCGAAUGUCCCCGCUGGGUCUACGCAUCCUGGUCCCUCGGCCUCUUCCUCUACCAGUCCUUCGACGCAAUUGACGGCAUGCAAGCCCGCCGCACCGGAACCUCGGGCCCAUUGGGCCAAUGCUUCGAUCACUGCUGUGACGCAAUGAACACCACGCUCGAAUGUAUCCUCACCGCCGCCGCACUGGGGUUAGGUCAGAGUUGGGCUACAGUCGCGUGUCAAUUCGCGACACUGUGUAAUUUCUAUUUGAGUACGUGGGAGGAGUGGCACACCGGCACCCUCUACCUCUCGUAUUUCUCCGGGCCUGUGGAGGGGAUCGUGAUGGUUACCAUUUUCUACGGGCUUACCGCGCUGUUCGGACCGUCGCUCUGGGCGCAGAAUAUGUGGGAAGUACUUCACCUCCCCGCACCGACAUUCCUUCCCUCGCCAUUCUUGGAGAUGACACUCCAACACUCGUUUUUGGUUUUCGGCGGAAUUGGAUUAGUCGGUAAUGUCCUCGCCUCAGCCUCAAACGUUCACGCCGCCCUCCGCGCUCAAAAGAGACCCUUCCUUCCCGCCCUCGCCGGUCUCCUCCCCUUCUUCGGUACCUCCUUCCUCGUCUACGUCUGGCUCUCCGCCCGCCCCGAACUUGUCACCGAACACCUCGUCACCUUCAUGCUCUUCAUCGGCGCAGUCCUGGCAUACAUGGUCGGGCUCAUGAUCAUCUCCCACGUUUCCCACCAGUCCUUCCCAUAUUUCAACAUCCUCCUCCUCCCAAUCAUCUACGCCUCCCUCGACUCCACCAUCCUCCCCCUCCUCUUCUCCGUCCCCUCUACCAUCUCCGCCUCUAACUCCGCCCUAUACGUCUUUGCGUGUUUGGGAGUAGCGGUCGGCGUAUAUGGGAGUUUCGUGAUGGAUAUUUGUACGACGAUGUGUGAUUAUUUCGGGAUUAGGGUGUUGAGCACGAAGAAGAUUCCGGGGUUCAAAAAGUUGGGGAAGGGUGAGAGGGGGGAUUGACUAUAUGGUAGAGCUAGGGCCGAUACGGAGGAGAGAAUUGGGAGUCCUGUGCCGGUGGAGAAGAUGG
Saitoella complicata NRRL Y-17804 is the source of this 1319-nucleotide messenger RNA. Its product is annotated as sn-1,2-diacylglycerol cholinephosphotransferas-like protein. Gene Ontology annotation, cellular component: membrane. The transcript is spliced from 2 exons. Lineage: Eukaryota; Fungi; Ascomycota; Saitoellomycetes; Saitoellales; Saitoellaceae. Gene Ontology annotation, molecular function: phosphotransferase activity, for other substituted phosphate groups. Gene Ontology annotation, biological process: phospholipid biosynthetic process. The coding region runs from base 35 to 1252 and encodes 405 amino acids. The record is from RefSeq and is a predicted model, not a curated record.